Molecule: messenger RNA, 1988 nt
Organism: Budorcas taxicolor (takin)
Lineage: Eukaryota; Metazoa; Chordata; Mammalia; Artiodactyla; Bovidae
Gene: CREBRF
Product: CREB3 regulatory factor
Exons: 8
Coding region: 69-1988 (639 amino acids)
Biological process (GO): regulation of transcription by RNA polymerase II; response to unfolded protein
Cellular component (GO): nucleus
Molecular function (GO): DNA-binding transcription factor activity, RNA polymerase II-specific; RNA polymerase II transcription regulatory region sequence-specific DNA binding
Source: RefSeq, a predicted model, not a curated record
UGGAAAGGAAUCUACAAACAAGAACAAAGAGAAGUUUGGGCUCAGACUCUCAGGAUCCGGGCUUGGAAAUGCCUCAGCCUAGUGUAAGCGGAAUGGAUCCGCCUUUUGGGGAUGCCUUUCGAAGCCACACCUUUUCAGAACAGACUCUGAUGAGCACAGAUCUCUUAGCAAACAGUUCAGAUCCAGAUUUCAUGUAUGAACUGGAUAGAGAGAUGAACUACCAACAGAAUCCUAGAGACAACUUCCUUUCUUUGGAGGACUGCAAAGACAUUGAAAAUCUGGAGUCUUUCACAGAUGUCCUGGAUAAUGAGGGUACUUUAACCUCAAACUGGGAACAGUGGGAUACAUACUGUGAAGACUUAACGAAGUACACCAAACUAACCAGCUGUGACAUCUGGGGAACAAAAGAAGUGGAUUACUUGGGUCUUGAUGACUUUUCUAGCCCUUACCAAGAUGAAGAGGUCAUAAGCAAAACUCCAACUCUGGCCCAGCUCAAUAGCGAGGACUCGCAGUCUGUUUCUGAUUCCCUUUAUUACCCUGAUUCACUUUUCAGUGUCAAACAAAACCCCUUGGCCUCUUCAUUCCCUGGUAAAAAGAUCACAAGCAGAGCAGCUGCCCCUGUGUGUUCUUCUAAGGCUCUUCAAGCUGAGGUCCCUUUGUCAGACUGUGUCCAAAAGGCAAGUAAACCCACUUCAAGCACACAAAUCAUGGUGAAGACCAACAUGUAUCAUAAUGAAAAAGUGAACUUUCAUGUUGAAUGUAAAGACUAUGUGAAAAAGGCAAAGGUAAAGAUCAACCCAGUGCAGCAGAGCCGGCCUCUCUUGAGCCAGGUUCAUGCAGAUGCAGCAAAGGAAAACACCUGCUACUGUGGAGCAGUAGCCAAGAGACCAGAGAAGAGAGGGACGGAGCCUCUGCAGGGUCAUGCCACUCCAGCCUUGCCUUUUAAAGAAGCCCAGGAACUGUUACUCAGUCCCCUGCCUCAGGAGGGGCCUGGGUCAGUUGCAGCAGGAGAGAGUAGCAGCCUUUCUGCCAGCACAUCGGUCUCAGAUUCAUCCCAGAAAAAAGAAGAGCACAAUUAUUCCCUUUUUGUCUCUGACAACUUGGGUGAGCAGCCAACCAAAUGCAGUCCUGAAGAAGAUGAGGAGGAUGAGGAGGAUGUUGACGAUGAGGACCAUGAUGAAGGAUUUGGCAGCGAGCAUGAGCUUUCUGAAAAUGAGGAAGAGGAAGAAGAGGAAGAGGAUUAUGAAGAUGACAAGGACGAUGACAUUAGUGACACUUUCUCUGAACCAGGCUAUGAAAAUGAUUCUGUGGAAGACUUGAAGGAGAUGACUUCAAUUACCUCUCGGAAGAGAGGUAAAAGAAGGUACUUCUGGGAGUACAGUGAGCAACUCACACCAUCACAGCAAGAGAGGAUGCUGAGGCCAUCUGAAUGGAACCGAGAGACCUUGCCAAGUAACAUGUAUCAGAAAAAUGGCUUACACCAUGGAAAAUAUGCAGUCAAGAAGUCUCGGAGAACAGAUGUGGAAGACCUGACUCCAAACCCUAAAAAACUGCUCCAGAUAGGCAACGAACUGCGGAAGCUGAAUAAAGUGAUUAGUGAUCUGACUCCAGUCAGUGAGCUUCCCUUAACAGCCCGGCCAAGGUCAAGGAAGGAGAAAAAUAAGCUGGCUUCCAGGGCUUGUCGGUUAAAGAAGAAAGCACAGUAUGAAGCUAAUAAAGUGAAAUUAUGGGGCCUCAACACAGAAUAUGAUAAUUUAUUGUUUGUAAUCAACUCGAUCAAGCAAGAGAUUGUAAACCGAGUACAGAAUCCAAGAGAGGAGAGAGGACCCAACAUGGGGCAGAAGCUUGAAAUCCUCAUUAAAGAUACUCUUGGUCUCCCAGUUGCUGGGCAAACCUCAGAAUUUGUUAACCAGGUGUUAGAGAAGACUGCAGAAGGCAAUCCCACUGGAGGCCUUGUAGGACUAAGGAUACCAACAUCAAAAGUGUAA